AUGGUGAAGCUCCGGGGAAUAGAGAUCAAUGUGAUCUCCCAGUUCGACAUCUGCAAACUCCCCGAAUAUGCCGCCACCACCUCCAACGACACUGAUCCCUUUCGAACCGCCGAUCGUCCUGAAAAGCAUGCGCCUCCCUCCUACACGACAGCAACAUGCUACAUCCCCAUCUAUCCAGGCAGCCAGAUCUGGCUCGAGUACACCAUCGACGGACCUCACCCCGCUGGCGCGUCGUAUUUCUUCAAGUUGUUUGUUAAUGGCAUGGUCGUAACGAGCUGGGACUGUACUGCCAAACAUGGUUUUCACGGGAAGAUGAUGUAUAAUCUUGUCCAUGAGGGGAGGGGACAGGUGAAGAGGCAGGCUUUGAAGUUUGGGGAUGGCAUUGGGAACGGGCAGGGAGAGGACAUCAUGAGCGUCCAUGUCUACCGGAUUGAGAAGAGAGUAAGAGUAAGGGAGAUCGAGGAGGGUACCGGCAGGGUCAAUAUCGGCGCCCCUCGGACUGAUGGAUUGAGGUAG
Messenger RNA from Cladophialophora yegresii CBS 114405, 516 nucleotides. RefSeq lists its product as uncharacterized. Lineage: Eukaryota; Fungi; Ascomycota; Eurotiomycetes; Chaetothyriales; Herpotrichiellaceae. The transcript has a single exon. The record is from RefSeq and is a predicted model, not a curated record. The coding region runs from base 1 to 516 and encodes 171 amino acids.